GCCUUCCCGUGCCGCUGGCCCCAGCGCACUGCUGGCAGCCGAGCCUGGCGAGAGGCAAAGUGAAACAUGACUGAUACAGAUGAACCCCAGGCUUCUGGCUCCGAUUACCCUGAUGCCCAAGAGCUGAUCAGCCAUCAGCAGAAGGAGCCAUCUGAGGUGUAUUCAUGGCAGAGGAAUACAGGAACAGAGUGUCCAUGGUCAAGGCAGAAGGUGGCUGCUCCUGGGGAGUCUUCAGAUCAUGCUAACAGCAUGUGCAAAUCACCAGCAACUUCAGCUGAGGUUUUACUCAUUAGCAGUGAUUCAGAAACUGAUGUCUCUGCUGCUCAUCCCGAGUGGUCUGUUGCACCUUCAAAGCAGAAAAGGAGAUAUCAAUCAUCAAGGCAGCAAGCUGAAUCUGUUACAGGAGUACCUGACAAUGAAAGUUCUUCAGAUUCUUCUUUGUCUCUCCAAAGUCCAGGGAAAUCAUUGGAAGUUCCCAAGCAGAAGUCAAAACUCAAUUUGAAGGCUAUUUUUGCCUAUCACUUCAGGGGAAGGAAGUUCAAAGCAGCCGCACACCGAAAAUACAAAAUUCGUGAGCGAAAGAGCAAAAAGAAGAAAAAGUAUGAGAGCACACAGAUGCCCACGGGGAGGCCACCACUCACAGCCUCACCUCAGGAACAAAAGAGGAGGCUUCUAGACAGAGGUUUUCAAUUCCCUUUUGUUGAAAAACAUUAUGGGGAGAAACAUAUUCCCUUGAAGAUGGUUCUUGGCUAUGAGCAAGCAGCUGCAAAAGGAUAUUUCAAGUAUAUUGAAGUGCUUAAAUAUGAAGACCAUCUCAAAAAAGCUUUAAAAGCCCUUCAGGCCAGUGACGACUUAGAAAAAGAAUGUGUGGUGUUUCGGAAACACAAAUACUUAGAUGAUGAAGGCCCCAUUUCCCCUAUUCAGGAGACAGAUGAUGAUGAAGACAGCAUGAAUUCUGAUACUGAGGAAAAGCUUGAUGCCAGAGUAGUGGAGAACAGCUCUUUCAUUCUAAGCAGCACAAUUCCUGUUAAAAAAAAGUCCAAGUCCGGAAGAAAACACGCUAAACCACCUGAAGUGAUUGAAAUAGUGGAUGAAGAAGAUGGUGCUGAAGAGAACUUUGUUUCUCUGCAAGGCUCAGUUCAGUGAAUGGCAGACAGACAAAAAAGGUGGCAGUCAUCGUUCUUCAGAUGAAGCUUCAUGGGCUUGUUUGGUUUAAAGCAUCGGUCUGGAGUCAGUAUUGAUCUCUCCAACCAGCUGCCUGGGCACAUUUGACUUACUUUCAUGUUGCUUUUGGAAGAUGAAAUACCUCAUGGAUUACUUGCUGCACAAGAUGAGCACACUGACACUGCAGUAGCAGCAGUUGUAACUUCUUGGAUCUCUUGAAUUCUUAACGCUGUUUGCUGACCUAAUUCACAAAUCUAUUACUUCAAUGGACAUCUGUGCAACAUGGUAGUAAAAAAGGGGCAUUCCUGUGAUGGGUGGAGCAGAUUGGAGAGCCUCUGCUGAGGUAUAAAACACUUUGUUGUGUUACCAGCAUUCAACCAGUGUAACUGGACUACUGGCUGCCUGGCUUCAUACCCAGAUAAAAGCACCCAAGUCUUGAUGGACUGCUAAAAUACUGAGGAAACUUUAGAAGUAUUACUUGGUUACAACAAUUUAUUUUACGAAGUGCACCUGAAGUCCAGUCUGAAUUAGUGUCUUGGUACUUAAGAGAAAGUGAAGGAAGAAACGUAGGAUGCCAUUUCACUGAAGUCUGAAGCUGCUUCAAGGGUGCUUGAGGAUACAGAACAAAGUGAACUGCCCCGAGUUUAAAAAAUGGAAGCAACCUGUUUGACAGGGUCUGCUACCAAGUUGCUGUAUGUCAGAGGGAUGAGAAACACCAGGUGGGAGCUACCAAAGUGAAUGUGAAGGUGCUGGUGAUGUUGCUGCAAGCCUGCUGCAAAGAACUGCACAGCUGUUACAAAUGAAGAAAACCUUCUCUAGAGUGUUGCAGCUUUUUGGCAUUAAACACCCAUUUUAACUUGUUACUGCUUUGUACACUGUAGUAGCAUGUGUUGUGACUUGCCUCUUGCCCUUCUCAGAGCUGUGGUGAAGAUGCCUUUGCAGUGUUAAGAGAAGGCCCAGCUAAACUGAGAUUACAGAGGGGACUGGAAGUGGCUUUAUCAGGGAAUUUCCCUGACUUCCUUGUCACUGAACUCAACUGUACCAAAGCCCUGGACGGGUGUUUAUUCUGUAUGGAAAAUGACAGCAUUUAAAUAAAACUUGGGGCUCUGGGCUGCUGCCUGGGGUUAUUUCCUGCUGCUGCACUGAAGACCCAACACGGGGUUGAGGAAAUUAUGGCAGCUGCUCAAUCACCUCUGCGUUGCUGGUAGCAGAAUGCAAGCUUGGUCUCUUAUAUUCUGAGAGAGGAACAAGAAUAUUGAUGUAGGUGGGCCUCAGCAGCCCUUGCAGACCUGCCAUGAUGUUGAGACUCCAUGCUCUACUACUAGUCCCAGCACUACAAACAGCCUCCAUGUGACUGCAUGGGCUUUACCAAACCUGUUCAGGUUUAUGGCUUGCUGCAGCAGUACAGGCAACUGCACCAGACUGAAAGAAAUGAGUGACAAGAAAUGGAGAGUUAAUGCAUCAAAAAUCAGCAGAUUGAGCAGAUGGAGAAGAGGCUGCAAAAAUGAGCAGAGGGCUGGAGGACCUUGUCUGAAGAUGCUCAGAGUUGGGGUUCAGCCUGGAGCAGAGAAGGCUCCAGCACUCUUCACAGAGCCUUAAGCACUGCAGGGGGAUUGGUCCAGAGAAUCUUUAAGGUUUCUUCACCACCCCCACCUACUCCAUGAUUGGCAGUGGUGCACUUUAGCCAAACGGA
Molecule: messenger RNA, 2857 nt
Organism: Cinclus cinclus
Lineage: Eukaryota; Metazoa; Chordata; Aves; Passeriformes; Cinclidae
Gene: TAF1D
Product: TATA-box binding protein associated factor, RNA polymerase I subunit D
Exons: 14
Coding region: 67-1146 (359 amino acids)
Biological process (GO): regulation of DNA-templated transcription
Cellular component (GO): RNA polymerase transcription factor SL1 complex; nucleus; nucleoplasm
Source: RefSeq, a predicted model, not a curated record